UGGCUUGUGCUCAUAUAGUGUUGAGCUGUCCAGCAGUGAGCAUCUGUAUAUGAUGAAGAGUUUUCAGCUUUCUUAUUUCCAACUCCUGUAUCUUCUAACAGCAGCAUUAUUAGAAUGUAAAGCUGAAACAGAGAGACCCUGCAAGCAGGUUCAUCAGUUGAACAUAAGCCAUUUACUUGGUGACAGCAUGUCUAUUUUUUGCCAAACAACAACUCACCCGCUGGAUUCUCUGACAGUCAAACUACGCAGUAUCAACCAAGAUAAAGUCAUCCUGAUGUAUCCAGACACCUCUCCAGCAUCAGAGCACCAGAGAUGGUCUGUGAGGAAAGAUGCUGGAAAUGUUACACUUGAUCUGAAAGACUUCAGAUCAUCCGAUGGUGGUCUUUAUGACUGUGAAGUUUACAAGGAUCAGGACUGCCUUCAUACAACUCGAUUUAACCUGAGUAUUAUAAAGUGUAAAUCUUUGAACCCUGUCCAUGCAAUGAUAAACUCUUCAGUGUUGCUGCCAUGCUCUGAACAUCCUCUACAAAACAGAACUAAACCAGUCAUUUGGAAAGUUGUUAAUGGUCACCAAUUAACAAAUAUAUUAGAGUAUCGUGCUCCAAACAAGCCCUCAAGCAGCACAGAGAAACCCCCGGACCCCCUGUACAUGAAAGCAAAACAACUAAACAACGGAUCUUUGUAUAUAAGGAAUGCAGUACAAACUGAUGAACUGUGGUAUCGGUGCAGAGUGAAUGAAAAAACCUGCUAUGAGACGAAGCUGGUGAUGAAAGUUAUAGCUCACAAUGCAUCUCCUUCCACAACACUGGCAACCAUAGCCUCUCCUGACGGUCUUGCUGGCCUGAGUGAAAGCAACAAUGGGAGUGAAACAGUGACAACAAAUCUGACAGUAGUAGUGAUGACCACAGUAGUGUCUCUGUGUGUCCUCAUAUUACUGACCGUCUGUGCCAUUCUUUAUUUCAAAAAACAAAGGAGCAAAACCAACAGUCAAACAGAGUUAAACAGUCUUUUCUCUGUAUAUUACUCCCGUGUUGCAGAAGGGUUUGAUGUCCCGGUUUAUUCUUUAGUUGAACGAAAUGCAGGAACAAUGACCACCUUUGGUGCUGAACAGUCAGAAGCUCCGGCAUAUAAACCAGAUGAAAUGUAUGAAAAGUUCCCAUUUUGAAGUGAAUAAUGGCAUUUUUAAUGUUUUUUUGACAUCAUGGUCUUUGAGUAAUCACUAUAAUAAAGAGUAACA
Messenger RNA from Carassius auratus (goldfish), 1237 nucleotides. RefSeq lists its product as uncharacterized. Gene Ontology annotation, biological process: cellular response to lipopolysaccharide; cell surface receptor signaling pathway; T cell costimulation. The record is from RefSeq and is a predicted model, not a curated record. The transcript has 8 exons. NCBI's taxonomy places the organism in Eukaryota, Metazoa, Chordata, Actinopteri, Cypriniformes, Cyprinidae. The coding region runs from base 50 to 1165 and encodes 371 amino acids. Gene Ontology annotation, cellular component: external side of plasma membrane.